Messenger RNA from Didymodactylos carnosus, 414 nucleotides. Lineage: Eukaryota; Metazoa; Rotifera; Eurotatoria; Philodinida; Philodinidae. The record is from the annotation of a GenBank genome assembly.
AUGCAUACAACAGAGGAUGGAUCGAUCCUAAAAAUCCACGCCGAGAAAACCGGUACACAUCAUGAGUACAUUCUAGAGCCACUAUUAGAACAAAAUCAACGACUAGCGGCAAAACGUUCCAACAAUGUUUUAUCAACAGAUAAAUUAGAACAAUGGCUUAAAAUUAUAUCUUUUGAAACACGAAAAAUGUAUAACGUGCCACCUGAAUUGCCAGAGUUGUCUACAAGUGUCGAAAAAAUAUGCACUCAGAGAGCGUUAAAACAUGUUACUUGCGAGCCAUCCGAUGCGAGAAAUCUAUUAGUAACCGGAGGUUGUAGUUUUAUCGGCAGUAAUUUUAUUAAUUAUUGGCUGAAAAAUCGUCCAGCCGAUAAUAUAAUUAAUGUUGAUCGUUUAGACGCCUGUGCAAAUCGCUAA